GAUCUAUAUCCAUGUUCAUGUUUUAUUUUUUGUUUCCUAUAAAGCUUUGUAACAUGCCCCCCACACUGGAGCAGGUGAACGGUCAUUUAGGGGGAUUACGGGGAAGGGAAGCAUUUCACCAUCUGCUGCCUUGUUCUCUCUUGUGGGACAAGACCCUUUUGUUUUCCUGACUCGGGGCGGGCCACAUGGUGCAGGGCCCUUGCUUCUGAGCCUAAGGUUUCACAGACGUCAGCAUUGUCUGCAGCCAAGUGAGCUCAAUGAUUGGCCUGUAAGGCCAGAGACAGGGUGACACUGCUGAGGCAGUGACAUUGUAACCCUGGACCUGACAGACGGCAGCAGCGCCCUGUAAACACGGUCACAUGACUAGCCACGUGGAGCUGAGGCUGAACAUGGAGGGGGAGGGCAGGAGGAUUGUUGUGCAAGUUUAUGAGGCUGGGAAAAUACACCAGCAAAUAGUACAAAAAAAAAAAGUGCACAGUGUGAAAAACAAAGAGCAGACGUCUGUGAGUGCAAGACGAGAAGCACAGUCUCCUAAUUUCUAAUAAGUUGGAAAUGUUCACUGUAUACAGGUAUAUAGCUCUCAUGGCAUGGCGGCACGUUUAAGCCUGAAUCAUGGAAAGGAACACGGUGUUAUAACAGAACUGAAAGCAUGCACUAGAGGUCUUCCAAGCACCAAGAAAACAAGACUUGAAAGUCCAGGAGACAAAAGGAGCUGGGGAGGAAACACGGAUCCUGUGCCAAUGCAGCAACAUAGACGGCAGCCAGAGUUAGUGGAAGGAAACCUUCCCGUGUUUGUCUUUCCGACUGAACUUAUAUUUUACGCUGAUGAUCAGUCAACUCACAAGCAGGUGUUAACUCUGUAUAACCCCUAUGAAUUUGCCUUAAAGUUUAAAGUCCUGUGCACAUCCCCAAACAAGUACGCUGUUGUUGAUGCUGCUGGUGCAGUGAAGCCUCAGUGCUGUGUUGAUAUUGUUAUCCGACACAAAGAUGUCCGAACCAGUCACUUUGGCGUUAUUGACAAAUUCCGCCUUCAAGUGUCUGAACAAAGCCAGAGAAAAGCACUGGGGUGCAAGGAGGUAAUAGCAACACUUCUUCCGUCAUCUAAAGAGCAACAGCACAAAGAGGAAGAAGAGAAGCGGAUCAAGGAACAUUUAGCGGAAAGUGUCUUCUUUGAGCAGACACCAUGCCAACCGGAUAUCAGACAUUCUUCCUCAGGACCCAGUCUGCUGAUGGUCUUUCUUGGCAUGGUUUGCAUUGCCGCACUGAUGAUGCCCACUUUGGGUGAAAUGGAAACUGUGGUGCCUCUCUACCUCCACUUAAGUGUGAAUCAGAAAUUAGUGGCUGCCUAUGUUUUAGGUCUUAUAACAAUGGUUGUCCUGCGAACAUGAAGGUUUUAGUUCACCUGGACUCCAAGAGCAUUUGUUCACUUCAUCAUGUGGACCGCAUUCAGUUGCUGCGGCGGCCCUCUCCCUCCAUACAGACGUAGCAGUGGUUUUAAUGAAAAAUGGCAGAAACCUAAUCUAUUUUAACCGUGUAUUACUGUAACUGAGUGGCUGAAAACAUUACUGGUGAAUUUGUUACAGACAACCAAGAUUCUUUGUUAAAUGACGUCUGUGAAAGAAAUCUGAAGAUACUGCAUUUUAUAUGUAUGCCUAGACGAUAAUUUUAUUGUAAAAUGGACUGUCAUUUUCUACAUUUUGUUUGUGUUUCAUUUUUCAGUAAUAAUAAAAAUAUCGAAAAU
Messenger RNA from Hyla sarda, 1741 nucleotides. It is a transcript of the gene MOSPD1, whose product is annotated as motile sperm domain containing 1. The transcript has 7 exons. The record is from RefSeq and is a predicted model, not a curated record. Bases 588 to 1388 code for a protein of 266 amino acids. Gene Ontology annotation, cellular component: cytoplasm. Lineage: Eukaryota; Metazoa; Chordata; Amphibia; Anura; Hylidae.